UAACAUCACACACCUUCGUAUACCCUUGCCCACCUCACCUUUUCUUUCUUCUUCACGACCAUCAUGGCUGCAUCCAUGAACUUCACCGACAAGACUCAGGAGUCUCUUGCAGCGGCGAUCCAGCUUGCAAAAGACUACGCCAACGCUCAGGUACACCCCGCCCACAUCGGAUUUGUCCUCCUCAAUGAGGCUCAGGGCGAAGGUGCAUCCUCAGGGGCGCACUCACUAUUCACCUCCGUCAUCGACAAGGCUGGCGGCGAUCCACUCGCCGUACGGAGAGGGCUUCAGAAGCUCAUCGUUCGCCUGCCCACUCAAUCACCACCACCAGAGGAGAUCUCUCUCAGCAGCGCAGCAAUGAAGGUCUUGCGCGAAGCCGACUCUCUGCGCAAGACCAUGCACGAUUCCUACAUCGCGCAAGACCACAUCCUCGCCGCGCUCAUCAAGGACUCCUCAAUACAGCCCAUCUUGAAGGAGGCGGGUCUCACAGAAGAUGUCCUCAAGACCGCCAUCGAGCAGAUCCGCGGCAACCGACGCGUCGAUACUAAGAACGCGGAGCAAGGCUUCGACGCGUUGAACAAGUACGCCACCGACCUCACCGCUUUGGCCGAGGAGGGCAAGCUCGACCCCGUCAUCGGCCGUGAUAACGAGAUUCGUCGCGCCAUCCGGAUCCUCUGCAGACGGACGAAGAACAACCCUGUUCUCAUCGGUGAACCCGGUGUAGGAAAGUCUGCCAUCGCAGAAGGCCUCGCACAACGGAUCGUCAACCGCGACGUCCCGGCUUCGCUCAUCGCGCGCCUCUAUUCGCUCGAUAUGGGUGCCCUCAUGGCGGGUGCCAAGUACAAGGGCGAGUACGAGGAGCGUAUCAAGUCCGUCUUGAACGAAGUCGAGAAGGCCUCGGAGGAGGGCACCGGCAUCAUCCUCUUCAUCGACGAGCUCCACCUCAUCAUGGCGGGCCGGGGUGGGGAGGGCGGCGGCAUGGACGCCGCCAACCUCUUCAAGCCCCUGCUCGCCCGUGGCAAGCUCCGGUGCAUCGGCGCGACCACGCUCUCCGAGUACAGGAAGUACAUCGAGACCGAUCCCGCGCUCGAGCGUCGGUUCGCCCAGGUGCUCAUCAACGAGCCUUCCGUCCCGGAGACGAUCUCCAUCCUCCGUGGUAUUCGGGAGAAGUACGAGGUCCACCACGGUGUCCGCAUCCACGACGGCGCACUCAUCGCCGCUGCAACACUCGCUCACCGCUACCUCACCUCAAGACGGUUGCCCGACUCCGCCAUCGACUUGGUUGAUGAAGCCUGUGCAAGUGUACGUGUGACACGCGAGACCGCUCCUGAAGCGAUCGACAAGCUCCAGCGUCGCAAGCUCGAACUCGAGGUCGAGAUCCACGCUCUCGAACGGGAGAAGGACGACGCCUCGAAGGAGCGUCUCAUCCUCGCUCGCAAGGCUAUCGCCGACGUCGAGGACCAGCUCAAGCCCCUCCAGGCCGCAUACGAAGCCGAGAAGAUGCGCGGCGACGAGAUCAACACCGUCCGCAGGCGCAUCGACGAGCUCAAGGCCAAGGCCGACGAAGCCGAGCGCCGCUACGACCUCGCCACCGCGUCCGACCUCCGUUACUACGCUCUUCCUGACCUCCAAAACCGGCUUGCGCAGCUCGAGGCGAAGAAGGCCGAAGAGGACAGCACGCACGGCUCGGGCACCGACACGGUCACCCCGGACCAGAUUGCGGAGAUCGUCGCGCGUUGGACGAACAUCCCGACGACGCGGCUCAUGAGCACCGAGAAGGAGAAGCUGCUCCGCAUGGAGAAGAUCCUGGCGGAGAGCGUCGUUGGUCAGCCUGAGGCGGUCAAGGCGGUCGCGAAUGCGAUUCGUCUGAGUCGCUCGGGCUUGCGGAACGCGAACCGGCCUAUCGCAAGUUUCCUCUUCGCCGGUCCUUCCGGUACUGGUAAGACCCUGAUGAGCAAGACUCUCGCGACGCUCCUCUUCGACUCUCCCGACGCGAUGAUCCGUAUCGACGGUUCAGAGUACUCCGAGAAGCACUCGAUCGCGCGUCUCAUCGGCGCUCCCCCGGGCUACGUCGGCCACGACCAGGGCGGGCAGCUCACGGAGUACAUCCGCCGGAAGCCGUACUCGAUCGUGCUCAUCGACGAGAUCGAGAAGGCCUCGCGGGAGUUCUACCAGCUCUUCCUGCAGGUGCUCGACGACGGGCGGCUCACGGACGGCCAGGGCCGCAUCGUCGACUUCCGCAACACGGUCAUCAUCAUGACGAGCAACCUCGGCGCCGCGUUCCUCAACGACAUGGGCUCCGGCGCGGUCAAGCCUGCGACGAGGGAGCUCGUCAUGGGCGCGAUCCGCAACCACUUCCCGCCCGAGUUCAUCAACCGUAUCGACGAGAUCGUCAUCUUCCGCACACUCUCACGCCAGAACGUGCUGAAGAUCGUGGACAUCCGGCUCAAGGAGGUCCAGGACCGGCUCGCGGACCGCAAGAUGACGCUCGAGCUCGACGACGCGGCGAAGAACUACCUGAUGUCGAUCGGGUACUCGCCCGCGUACGGCGCGCGCCCGCUGAACCGCGCGAUCCAGCAGGAGCUGCUCAACCCGCUCUCGGUCAUGAUCCUCUCCGAGCGCGUGCGCGACGGCGAGACGGUGCGGAUCGCGUUCGACGGCCCGCACAACCGCCUGCAGAUCGUGCCGAACCACGAGGGCAACGGCGAGGGCAUGGACGUCGACUACGACGAGGACGAGGACAUCGAGAUCGAGGAGAUGGACUGAGCGCUAAGCGCUGGAUGGGUUGGAUGUGUACGAUAGAUAGACUCAAGGGAGGCCUCAGAGGCCUGGCGGACGAUCUAGCGUAUAGCGAAUCUUUUAUCCUGCAUUUGUAUUUGUAGAGUCACGCAAAAGCAUUGUACGAUAGCACUAUAAUGCAUCUCCUUCAAAUCUCG
Trametes versicolor FP-101664 SS1 is the source of this 2933-nucleotide messenger RNA. RefSeq lists its product as uncharacterized. The transcript is spliced from 7 exons. Gene Ontology annotation, cellular component: cytosol; cytoplasm. Gene Ontology annotation, biological process: cellular response to heat. Gene Ontology annotation, molecular function: ATP hydrolysis activity; ATP binding. Bases 64 to 2763 code for a protein of 899 amino acids. NCBI's taxonomy places the organism in Eukaryota, Fungi, Basidiomycota, Agaricomycetes, Polyporales, Polyporaceae. The record is from RefSeq and is a predicted model, not a curated record.